CGGGCGGGGAGCGCUUCCGGGAGCGGCUGCGGGACCGAGGGGAACACUGUUUUGAAGAAUGUCUGGAAGUUUCUACUUCGUGAUAGUUGGGCAUCAUGAUAACCCCAUAUUUGAAAUGGAGUUUCUGCCUCCUGGAAAGGUGGAGUCCAAGGAUGAUCAUCGUCACCUCAACCAGUUCAUUGCCCAUGCUGCUCUUGACCUCGUAGAUGAGAACAUGUGGCUUUCUAACAACAUGUACCUGAAGACUGUGGACAAGUUUAAUGAAUGGUUUGUUUCUGCUUUUGUCACAGCUGGUCAUAUGAGAUUUAUAAUGCUUCACGACAUAAGGCAAGAAGACGGAAUUAAGAACUUCUUUAAUGAUGUAUAUGACUUGUAUAUAAAGUUUGCAAUGAAUCCAUUUUAUGAACUCAAUUCUCCUAUUCGAUCCAGUGCCUUUGAAAGGAAAGUACAGUUCCUUGGGAAGAAACACCUUUUAAGCUGAAUAAAUAACUUUGCAGAGACAAAUCUGUAUAAGCGAUCUUCUUGGACUUUUUUUGAAUGUCUGAAAAAUAAUUUCCAACGGAAGUGGCAUGCUCUUCUAGGCAGUACAUGUUACAUAGUCUGUGUAAUGAAAGGGACCAUAUGUACAUGUGCUUUAUAUGUAGUCACUCAUUACUUGUUUAAUUUACACUUACUGCUGAACUGUCACUGUAAAAUAUUCCACGAGAAAAAGAACACACUAUAAAGGUUGCAACAUUUACCUUAAAUAAAAUGUGGAAUAAUACUGCUUGUUGAGUAUACUUGAAAUUAUUUAGGAGAAAACUAGAUGAUCAUGAUAAGGCUACCUUUAUUGGCAGAAUGGUAUGAAGAUAAGAAUAUUUGUCUUUGCAGUAUUAUUUCAUUUAAAAAAAGCAUUUUGCAGCAUUUUGAUAAUGCCAUGCCAUGUUAUCUUAUGUAAAUCAGCUGAGGUGUUUUGGGUUUUUUUUUUUGUUUGCUAUAUACAUGAAAGCAACAGAAACACAAUUGAGGUAAAGGAUUCUCAUUCAUUAACUAUUAAGUUGGAGCUAUUAUGCUGUCUUCUGCGGCCUCCUCAGUAGCAGGAAUGCUGGAAAAAUACCAACAUUUAAAACUAAUUGAGGAAACACUUAGGUUAAAUAAUCACAUAUGUGGCAGUAAGAAAAGUUUUAGCAAAGAUAAAGGAUUAGUACUAAGACUUUACACCACUUCUGGAAACUGUUUUUUUUAAUAAUUUUAUUUUUUUAUGUCAGCACACAGUAGGAAGUUAUGUAAAAUGAAAGCACUUGGUCUCUUGCCUGAUCUUUGAAGGCAGUUUGCUAAAUGGUGCCCAUUCUUACAGCCCCCAUAUGUCUUUGCCCUUUUCUUCUGAAUAUAGGAAUUAUAAAUGGGAAAUGCAGUCUUAUAGGUCCGUCUAGGCUUUAUGAAAACAGUUAGUAGCCACAGGAAAGGGAGAACUAUGUGCAAAAUCAUUACCUUAAUCAUUAUAGAGUUUGCCGUGAAGAAUGUUGUCUCAUGACAGAGUUCUGAAGGACCUUGGCUAGGUACCUGUGAUUUCCCUGUGUAUGGAGGAACAUUGGCUUAUGCUUUUUUAGUGACUUUUUACAAUAAGCUGUAAGACUGCUAUCCCAAACUGACAGGUGGAAGUUGUCUUGUGAUCAACUAUAGUCAAAAAUCUCCUCUAGGUCUGAAAGAUGCAGUUCUAGCAUGCAUCAGGCAAUGAAAGUUCCCAGGAAUAUGAAGCACAAUGGACAAGGCAAAAGAGAGACCUCCUUUGCAGUAUUCUGUUUGUGCCCAGUCUAGGAGGCUUAGGAUGAAGAAUUCAAGUGAAAUCUGUUGCAGUAUGAGAAAGCAGGAGAUAAUCUGUAUAAUGCAAUAAAGGAAACAAAAAAAAAGUUUAUGAGUUGAAGGGAGCAGAAUUACUCUAAAUGGCGCAAGAAUGAAGCAUAGGGAAAUGAGAACAUUAGCACAAGCCAAGAACAUGAACUAGCCUCAAUACACCUAGGCCGGAAAUGCAACUUGGACUCAACUUUCUGCAAGGUUCUGUGACUGUUUACAUAGCCUGUCAUAUGACUUAAACUAAGACCUGUUUGAAGUACAGAGCAAUUGUUAAAGCAAGCAGUCAGGUUCUGGCAGCCGUCUUAUGCCAAGCAUCUAUAUACUUUGCUGUAACAUGAGCAGUUAGCUGUCCGAGCUAUUUUAUUCUGCCCUUUCCCAUUUUGCUGUCUGAUAUGCAUAACUUUCAUUGCUUCCACCAAAUUGCCAUGACAAGGGAUUUUUUUUUCUCACUUUAAAGGACACCUAGAACUUUGCAUAUAUAUUAU
This is a messenger RNA of Cuculus canorus (common cuckoo), 2318 nucleotides long. It is a transcript of the gene TRAPPC2, whose product is annotated as trafficking protein particle complex subunit 2. Lineage: Eukaryota; Metazoa; Chordata; Aves; Cuculiformes; Cuculidae. The transcript has 6 exons. Gene Ontology annotation, cellular component: cytoplasm; TRAPP complex; nucleus. The coding region runs from base 59 to 481 and encodes 140 amino acids. The record is from RefSeq and is a predicted model, not a curated record. Gene Ontology annotation, biological process: endoplasmic reticulum to Golgi vesicle-mediated transport.